This is a messenger RNA of Clupea harengus (Atlantic herring), 2766 nucleotides long. RefSeq names its product eukaryotic translation initiation factor 3, subunit Ba (gene eif3ba). Gene Ontology annotation, molecular function: translation initiation factor activity; RNA binding; translation initiation factor binding. The record is from RefSeq and is a predicted model, not a curated record. Gene Ontology annotation, biological process: translational initiation. Lineage: Eukaryota; Metazoa; Chordata; Actinopteri; Clupeiformes; Clupeidae. Gene Ontology annotation, cellular component: eukaryotic translation initiation factor 3 complex.
UCUUUGUUCUAAAUGUGGUACGGUCCUUUUCUCGUCCCUCAAUGGUUGGCGCCGGGUGGUGUCCACAUGGCUUUCUGAGUAAAAUCCCCUUGUAUUACUAAAAAAAUUACGAUUCUUCUCGCUGCUUGAUCGGAAAGAUUACAUCAAUGGACGAAACAGAAGAUAUGGAGGCCGAAAUGGACUUUGAUGAUGGUGAAGAGCCAUCAUUCAGUGAUCCAGAGGAUUUCGAGGAUGAUUUUAGUGAUCAGGAGCUUAUGGAGGAUAUCCUCAAGGAUAGACCUACGGAGGCAGAUGGCAUUGACGCCGUCGUAGUGGUGGACAAUGUUCCCCAGGUUGGACCAGAGCGUGUGGAGAAACUCAAAAAUGUCAUACACAAGAUCUUCUCUAAAUUCGGCAAAAUUACAAAUGAGUUUUACCCUGAUGCUGAUGGCAAAACCAAGGGGUAUAUAUUUUUGGAGUAUACUGCCCCCUCUCAUGCGCAAGAAGCAGUGAAGAAUGCAGAUGGGUACAAAUUGGAUAAACAGCACACUUUCCGUGUCAACCUUUUCACUGACUUCGAUAAGUACAUGAACAUCAGUGACGAAUGGGAGUCACCCGAGAAACAGCCCUUCAAAGAUUUUGGUAAUCUGCGCCACUGGAUGGAGGAUCCUGAUUGUCGUGAUCAGUACAGUGUGAUUUUUGAAGCUGGUGAAAGGACGGGCAUAUUUGCCAACGAUGCCAAAGAGGCCCUCACAGUGGAGGAGAGAGCGCGCUGGACUGAAACCUAUGUGCGGUGGUCUCAUAUGGGCACCUAUCUCGCUACAUUCCAUCAGAGGGGCAUCGCGUUGUGGGGUGGGGAGAAGUUCAAGCAGAUUCAGAGGUUCAGUCACCAGGGUGUGCAACUCAUUGACUUCUCACCCUGUGAAAGGUACAUGGUCAGCUUUAGUCCCCUCAUGGACACAAAAGACGACCCCCAAGCUAUAAUCAUCUGGGAUGUCCUGACCGGGCAGAAGAAGAGAGGCUUCCAUUGCGAGAGCUCUGCUCAUUGGCCCAUUUUUAAGUGGAGCAAUGAUGGGAAGUUCUUUGCCAGAAUGUCUCAGGAUACUCUCAGCAUCUAUGAGACACCAUCCAUGGGUCUCUUGGAUAAGAAGAGUCUGAAGAUCAAUGGCAUUAAGGACUUCUCUUGGUCACCUGGUGACAAUAUCAUUGCCUUCUGGGUCCCGGAGGACAAAGACAUCCCAGCUAGGGUGACUCUCAUGCAGCUGCCAACCAGGAAUGAGAUCAGGGUUCGCAAUCUGUUCAACGUGGUGGACUGCAAGCUUCACUGGCAGAAAAAUGGCGACUACCUAUGUGUGAAAGUCGACAGGACCCCUAAAGGCCAACCGGGUGUUGUCACCAACUUUGAGAUCUUUCGGAUGAGGGAGAAGCAGGUCCCUGUUGAUGUCGUGGAGAUGAAGGAUGGUAUCAUUGCCUUUGCCUGGGAGCCCAAUGGAAGCAAAUUUGCUGUGCUUCAUGGCGAGUCUCCCAGAAUCAACGUUUCUUUCUACCACGUCAGGAGCAAUGGAAAGAUCGAUUUGAUCAAAACGUAUGACAAGCAGCAGGCAAACAGCAUCUUCUGGAGUCCCCAGGGUCAGUUCUUGGUAUUGGCUGGAUUGAGGAGCAUGAACGGUGCUUUGGCCUUUGUGGACACCUCUGACUGCACCAUGAUGAACUUUGUCGAGCACUACAUGGCCUCAGAUGUGGAAUGGGACCCCACCGGUCGUUUUUUGGUGACCUCUGUCUCCUGGUGGAGCCACAAGGUGGACAAUGCCUACUGGCUGUGGACCUUCCAGGGCCGUCUGCUGCAGAAGAACAGCAAAGACCGCUUCUGCCAGCUGCUGUGGAGGCCUCGGCCUCCCGUCCUCCUCGGCCAGGAGCAGAUGAAAACCAUCAAGAAAGACCUGAAGAAAUACUCAAAGAUCUUUGAGCAGAAGGAUCGUCUCAGUCAGUCCAAGGCCUCCAAGGAACUAAUCGAUAAGAGACGUUCCAUGAUGGAGGAUUACCACAGUUAUCGCGAUACUACCGCCAAGAUGUACCUGGAGCAGAAACCUCUCCGUCUUGAGCUCAGAGGAGGAGUGGACACGGAUGAACUGGACAGCAAUGUGGAAGACUGGGAGGAGGAGACCAUUGAGUUUUUCAUCAGUGAAGAAAUUUUUCCCUUCGGAGAGCUGUAGUCCCUAAAGCAAAGUCUUGGCGAUUUGGAGAGGAAUUGGUGUGGAUCGAAAAAGCACCAGUUGUCUCUCUGUCUGGGCCUCGGGGAUCUUAUCCUCCAGUGUGUAAUCCUUGUCUGACAUCAAUCGCUAGUGCCUUUUAAUAUUGGUUGCUGCAGUGGGAGAAUCGUGAGCCUCUGUAGGUUAGCUUCGCACCUGUUCCAGUUCCAACAGGAUCUCACUCUGUCUCCAACACUUUGGGCCACAUCUUGACUCAGUCUGUUCUUUUUUUAGAUUUGACAUUUCAAUUGUUUAAUCUUUUCAAGGUAAUUGAGUAAAAACAUUUUUUAACAUUUUUUUUUCUUUUCUUUUUUUUGUAAUAUCAAAGGCUGAGGUCUCGACAUGUCACGACGUGCCAUGAACUUUUUUCACACUGCUGAGUGGAAAGAAAAGUGUUGGUUUCAGAGGUUUUUCCGAAAGGAUCAAAUGUAUUCUAGUGUGCCGACAUGGCACUACAGCGGGCUGUACCCUCCCCCUUUCAGAUUACCGAAUAUUAAAAUGUGCGCGAAGACAAAUAAAGAAUAUAUUUACAAAUGUA